Molecule: messenger RNA, 1038 nt
Organism: Diaporthe citri
Lineage: Eukaryota; Fungi; Ascomycota; Sordariomycetes; Diaporthales; Diaporthaceae
Exons: 3
Coding region: 1-1038 (345 amino acids)
Molecular function (GO): arylformamidase activity
Source: RefSeq, a predicted model, not a curated record
AUGGCCGAGAGACUCAAAGCAAUCAGCAACACCUUGAAGAUGGCCCCUAAGCUGAACGAGAACGGCAUCCCCAGCUUCGACGACCUGCCCCUUAGGGAGGGCGACCCGCACCACUCGGCCUGGGGCCUGUACGGCGACAACGACGAGCUGGGGACCCUGAACCGCCUGACCGACGAGCGGGUCGCGGCGGCGGCGCGGGGCGAGAUCAGGAAGGGCACCCGCGUCUCGCUCAACUGGCCGCUCGACGCCCAGGGCGAGCACGGCUUCUUCCAGCGGAAGCUGUUCCACCAGGAGCUCUUCCAGAAGCCCCCGCGCAUCGUCAAUGAUGACGUCUGGACGUUCAAUACCCAGGUCUCCAGCCAGUGGGACGGCUUCCGCCACUUUGGCUACCAGAAGGAGAAGAAGUUCUACAACGGUGUCACGCUGGAGGACAUCCAUGGGAAGGACGCCAAUGGCAAGAAGACGACCGUGAACGGGAUCCAUGCCUUCGCCGAGAAAGGCAUCGUGGGACGCGGGAUCCUGGUUGACCUGUACAGCUGGCGCCAGAAGCAGGACGACCCGGCCCUGAAGGAGUUCAACUGCUUCGAGACGUCGAGCAUUCCGCUGAAGGACAUCAAGGCCUGCCUGGCGGCCCAGGGCACAGAGGUCAAGUUCGGUGAUAUCCUCUUCACGCGCACUGGCUGGCACGCCCAACACGCCCAGUUGCCCGAGGCCCAGCUGAGGGCGUACCAGGCCGUGCUCCCGCACCGCUUCGGCGGCGUGGAGCAGUCAGAGGAGAUGAUCCGCUGGGUAUGGGACAACUUCUCCGCGGUGGCGGGCGAUCAGCCGUCCUUCGAGGCCUGGCCGAGCCGCGAGGACUGGGCCCUGCACGAGGUGCUCCUCGCCGGGUACGGCACCCCCAUCGGCGAGCUGUUCUGGCUCGAGGAACUGGCCGAGACGUGCGCGCGGGAAGGGCGCUGGAGCUUCUUCGUCACCAGCGAGCCGUGCAACGUCCCCGGCGGCGUCGCGAGCCCGCCUAAUAUCCUUGCUAUCUUCUAG